Messenger RNA from Ostreobium quekettii, 381 nucleotides. The record is from the annotation of a GenBank genome assembly. Lineage: Eukaryota; Viridiplantae; Chlorophyta; Ulvophyceae; Bryopsidales; Ostreobiaceae.
AUGCACGGCCUCCGCCAUGUGUACCACGCGUUGGCGCCUUCGGCAAUAUGCGCAGAAGCACCCAUCGGUGGGGAACAGCUCCUCCACAACUUCAAGGACUUGUCCAAACAGCUCCUUUUUGGAUUCUGGCGGAGGAAACAGCAGCUCGAACCUCCCACUUGGGCCGUCACUGUCUUCGACAUAUCCAUCGUCAAGCUGACAUGGCGGCGUCCAUGGAGCCUGUUCGCCGACAUCUUUCUGAACUUGAUCAGACUCGCGGCACCAGAGAAGAGCGUCGUCCAAGGCGGCCUCCGCGGUGCGCAAGGCCCUACCCUUUGCCAGGGCCGUGAGGGGCCUGGCUGGCUUUGUGGUGGACCUGCGAUUCACCCACCCGAGUGUUGA